Molecule: messenger RNA, 5736 nt
Organism: Ceutorhynchus assimilis (cabbage seed weevil)
Lineage: Eukaryota; Metazoa; Arthropoda; Insecta; Coleoptera; Curculionidae
Source: the annotation of a GenBank genome assembly
UUAAAAUACAAAUAAAUAACUUGAAAUAUGAUACAAUGAUCGUGGCCCCUAUCCAGUGACAUUGAACGUUCGCAGUUAAAUAAUAAUAAUCAACAUAUAUUCCUAAAAGAUAAUAAAUAUUGAAAAAAAAUAUUGUAAUAACAUUUCAACUGAACUAGUUAAGUAAUUGUUUUGGUACCCUACAUGAUGAAAACCUAAGCUUAUUGUGCGGCCUUCGCAGUGUUUAUGGUGCAUAUCAGCACUCGUUUUAUCUGGUCUAAAAUAGGCUUAAAUGUUGCCUUUUCUUCAUAUCGUCGAGUUUUAUAGACCAUGAUUUAACAACAAAAUUUGAUGAGGUAGGUAGGUACUGUGGCAAUGGUACGGCAGUUUCGAUUGUGGUUACAAGAAGUUCGAGCCUCCUCACCAAAGUUGCGCGCGAUUUAUCAUGAAAAAAGUACGUUCUUAGUACCACAAGAACAAUAAAACUGGGAUCAGCUGUUUUUUACCGUUCCUUGACUGCAUCAGUCGGUCUUACUGACUCGUUCGUGUGAUGUGGUUUUCGUGUUUCUGUUGAGUUUUGUAAAUAAAAAUAACAAUAAUAAAAUGAGUAGUGACAUAAAAACUAAUGAGAGUGCCGGAGAGCCUCUUUUAUUAAUUAAUCAAGUGGAUAGUGCAAAAAACGACGAUGCUAAUCAAAUAAAUGAGAACCAAACAUUCAGGGAUAUUAAACCAUCUGAAAUUAUAAGAAACAAAAGUGUAGUCUUACUAGAUAGAAGACGAAAUGAGAAAGCAAUGGACAAAUUCAAACUGGUUCCACCUGACGGCGGAUGGGGUUGGUUGGUCCUUUUUGGAGCGACCAUGGUUAACAUUCUGGUUCCUGGUACAAUCAAGUCGUUCGGAGUACUGCUGGUAGAAUUUACUGAAGCCUUUGAAGCUACUCCUUCAGGAGGAAUGUGGAUUCCUGCGCUGUGUUAUUUUUUAUAUAGUUCCUUAGGUCCAGUCUCCAGUAUUUUUUCAGUAAAAUAUUCAUAUAGGACAGUAACAUUCCUUGGUGGCAUUUGCGCUGCAGGAGGCAUGAUGCUAAGUUUUUUUGCUACCUCCCUACCAUUUCUUUAUUUCACUUAUGGAAUUCUAGUUGGAUGUGGUGCAGGGCUUUCCUUCCCUCCCACCGUUUAUAUCGUUACCAGUUAUUUUGUAAAAUUGAGAGGAGUGGCAAAUGGAAUAUGUAUAUCUGGCUCAGCAUUCGGGUCAAUUCUAUUACCACCACUCUUACGAUUCCUUUUGGAAAACUAUGGCUACAGAGGAUCAUGUUUAAUCAUGGGUGGGAUAACACUAAAUGUGUUUGUUGCGGCCCUUUUCUAUGAGCCCGUGGAAAAGCAUUUUAAAAAAGAGAAAAAACAAGAUGACACUGUGGAAGAAGUUCCAGAGCCACCCCAAACUAAAUUUCUGUUUAACGAAGAUAGUAUGACUUCCUUAUCUCAAAUACCUCAUAACGACUCGUUUUUGGCACACCCCGAAUUAUCUGACGUUGGAUUUAAUAGAAGCGCCUCAAGUGCAGCAGUACAAAAUCUCAAAACUACCCACAGAGAACGAAAGAUCAGCAUGCCUACUGGAAAACACGAAGUACAAAAGUAUAAGCAGGGAUACGCAGGAUCGAAACAUAAUAUGAAUAGUAAUAUGGCUUUGCAUGCAGUGCCUGAAGGGCAGAAUGGAAACGGAGAUGCUGACUUUUCACAUGGACGGUUUCCCAGUACUAGAAGAAAUACAAGACCAGGUGUGCCAAAAAGAAGUACUUCGACUAGCUCUUUCCAAUAUGUAAGCACAGCGUACCAUGGAAGUACUUUAACGCUUCAGCCAGAAACAUUUGCAAGCUCCUUUAGUCUACGAUCCACAUCAAAAGGAAAAAUUACAGAAGCAGAAGCUCCUCAGAAAAUCAAGUUAUUUGACGUCACUUUACUGAAAGAUCCUCUAUACCUUAUAAUUUUAAUUUCAAACGCUACUAACGCCAUAAGUUAUACAAAUUUUAUUAUUCUUCUUCCUACCUAUGCGCAGCAUUUGGACUUUGAUAAAAAUAGCGGUGCGCUUCUUUUGUCAAUAGUCAGUGCUUUAGAUUUGGUAGGUCGGAUUGGAGGAUCAGCCUUAUCUGACAUAACAACCUUUCCAAAAUUCUAUUAUUUUGUCUGCGGACUUUUCAUCUCAGGUAUCUCAUUAGCUUUAAUGCCAUUUGCCCACAAUUAUUGGAUUAUAGCUGCGUUUAGUGCAGUUUUUGGUUUGGCAUCUGGAACUUACGUGGGCAUAACCGCUAUUGUAAUGGCAGAUAUGCUGGGCGAAGAACGUUUACAAUCAUCCUAUGGAAUCUCUUUAUUUGUCAAUGGAGUUCUACAAUUAGUUGGUCCUCCAUUGUGUGGAGUAUGGUUCGAAAAAACCCAGUCUUUUGUAUCACUUUUUUGUAGUUUAGGUAUAAUUUUAUCUGUUGGCUCUUCUCUAUGGGCAUUUGUUCCUUUUAUGAAGAAGAAGGCUAAAGUUGUCCAGAACGUCAGUUAAAAUACCUUACCAUAACUUUACUUAUAUAAUAUUAGAGCAAAGCAUUUUAUGUAAGAAGGACUCGAAAAAUAGAAUAUUCUUAUUCUCAUUCAAUAAGUAUUCAAUGAAAAUUUAAUUUUAAGAUUUCCAGUAGAUCUAUUUAUUGGUCAAGCUAUUUUAAAUAUAUGCUUUUUCAAAACUAAACAAUGCUCAAUAUUCAAAUAUAUAUCAUUUAUGUAAAUAUACACCUACCAAUAUACAGAGUGGGGACUUUAACUGGAACUAAUUCACCCCUUUUAAAGGAGGGCGCACUAUGGGCCAGAAACCCCUUAAAAUAUGGAAAAAGUGUUAAGUUAUGUUUUAUGAUUUUUUUUCGCAUAAAACGCUUAAAACAAACUAGUUUAUUAAUUUUUAAAAUGUAUUUGAAGCUUGUCUAAAGUUUGUUUAACGAUGUUAAACAGCGUGUGCGAAAAUAAUGGCACCAUAUGAAAAACUUUUUUAUUAUCGACUUAAGCAAAAAAAGCUAUCCUUCAUGAAAAGUUUUGCAUACCCUGGAAAGUCCAAAACUGUAGAAAUAUUACAGAUGUAAUGUACAGGGUCAUAAAAAAAUAGAAAAUUGGUUUAGGUACUAUUGUAAGAAUAAAGUACCCCUAAUUUAAAAGAUAUGCAAAAUGUAUUUAAAAAAAGUUGUUUAGAAUUCAAUUUUACGUCAAAAUAUAAAAUCAGAGUCUCCUACACAAAAAAUAAUUUUCUGUAUUUUUUCCUGUUCAAAUGGGUUCGGCAACGACUUUUUAUGCACCGUUUUAGAAAGAGGUUCGUAACUAGGCCACUGUUUAAAAUUUGUUUAUGAAAAUUUGACAACUUUGCAGGAACAUACAAACCUACCCACCUGCCAAAAAUAAUCAAAUCACAUCGAAAGUUAUUAGCGAUAAAAACUGUGGAACUUUAAUAUGUCCCACAUUGUAGGUAAAAUACUAGGCAAAUAGAAACGUCAAUAAAUCAACAAGUUGCAAAAAGUUGCACAAACUAUUUUUUUUAAUGAAAAGUCAUAAGGUCAAAGAAAAAAACUAGAUAUCAACAAAUAUGUAUCCAUGUGUAGAACAUUCAGUUAUUUUUGGUUAAAAUAACUAAAUAUGUAUUUAGUUGCAAACAUUUGCACCAAUAUGUAAUAAUUCAAAAUAUUCUCGCAUCACCAAAUGAAUGACAGAAAACUAUAAUGGCUUAAAAGAAUCAUUGACUUACCUGCUUGAAAGUUAUUCAUCACAAAAUAUUUUGUAAUUCGCGAACAACAAGUUUUGACCGGUUAUAACAUGCAACUUCUUGAUAAGAUUGAUUAAUAACUGCUAACAAUAACAAAUACGUCAAACUUUUGUACGCGUUUACGAGUCUCCAUGGCAACGCAUCAAUAAGAUUCGAUUGUUUUGGGAUGAUCCAUAGCCUACUUAACCAUAAUUAAAAAAAAAUGCGAAGAUAUUUGCAGUUUCAUAUUUUUGAAUAAUUCAAUAUUUCAAGGGGUUUCUGGCCCGCUGUGGGGCGCGUUUUUUUUUCAAUUAAAAAUUUUCCAUCACACCAAAUUAAGAAAUAAAUUGUACAGCUGAUUUUCUUGCAAAACUAGCUUUCCAAAAAGUUGCCACAAGUGGUAUCAUCUAAUUUUAAAAAAUCAAUUGGGGUAAGAUUUCACCCUUUAAAAUGGCUGAUUUUUUGUUAACGUGAUCUGCAAUCUCUAAGGGUAUUAUAUACAGUAGUACAGUAAACCCUAUUAUAUAUAAAGUAUUAUAUCUACAACCGUGAGGUAAUGGAGAUGAAUAUCCGAAAGAACUUAAAAUUAUAGGAAACAAAAUUGCGUCUCUGGCUGGCUGUCUUUCACGUUUGACAGUAGACGAGUAGAAUUUCGCUCGCGUCGUUCGGUCAACGUUACCGCACACUAUGAUGUGAAGUAACUUUACCGCACACUAUGCAGUCGACUUUACCGCACACUAUGCGAUAAAGUAGCUUUACCGCAUAGUGUGCGGUAAAGUGCUACUUUACACAUGCUAAUAAAUGCGGUUAAGUGCACUUUAUUGCACGCUCGUAGGUAAAAUUAUUAUAGAGCCACUGGAAAUAUUUGAACUCGCCUAGUAUUUUGAAAGCAGCAUCAGCUAAUGAUUUAUAGCAGUUAUUUGACCAAAAUGCUGUUAUUUCGAUCUGGCGUAAACUUAUUUGCAUACAGUUUAGAUAGAAAGUUAGGUAUAUAAACAUAAAACAAAUCAGUCUUUAUUUAGUUAUAUUUUAAGAAUUUAAAAGCAAUAUAACAAUAAACUUAUAUUGCUCGAGAGAGCUCAAGAGAACUCGAGAAAAAAUCGAUCUCUCGUCUUGUCAGCAUCACUAGUUAAAGUCCCCACCCUCUAAAUGGUAUAUGAGCUAAAAACUUUGCAGAUUGGCAGAGAGCAUUUAAUAUUGGUUACCUAGAUAUAGAUUAUAAUAAACUAAGAUGGAAUAGAAAUAGCGAAAAUAAUUUGCCAGUAAAAUUAGUUUUUUUUUUCGAAUAAUAGGUACCUAUAUUAUUUAUUAUACAUAAUUAAAAAUGUAACAUGGCUAUUGUUUAUCCCGUAUUACAUUUAUUUAUCGUAACUGCCAAUCAGAAUUUGAAGGAAGCAGAAUCACAAAUAAAUUUUGAUACAGGCACAGAGAGAAUUUUAAAUAAUAUUUUGUGUAUAAGUAUGUAUUUGACUGAAUAACCUAAUCACAUUUACAGCGCCACUUAAAAGGUCUCAAUUUUUUUUUCUUAAUCGGACUAGCUUAGGUAUUUCAUUAGGUGUACUUAUACUUUAAAUUACAUAGUCAAAAUUUUAUAAUUUUUAUUUAAGACAUUCUCACUAAUUAUUAUUCUUUUGCUUAAUAAAAACUAUACAGGGUGUAGGUACAAAGAAAGACACCCAGAGUCUCAUCUAUUUCGACUGCUGAAGGCUCGGCUUAAGGUAUACUUAUAUGGGUAAAUUUUUUCAAUUUUUUGUUUAGAGUAAGUCAUUUGUUUUUGAAUGUAUUUUUGCAACGCCAACUAUUGACAAAAAAAUGUACAUUUAUGUUUUAUAUAAUAAUUGAAGAAGUAAAUUAAGGUUAAUAGGUAGGUGAUACCUAAAUGGGUACUUAUCUAGAUGUAACUAUUUAUCAUUUAAAUAUGUAUACUUACAUACUCAAAUAUUGUUAUUUGAGAAUGUGAUAGGUUAAAUAACACAAAUAGGAAUAAAAAAAUAU